AUGAGCAAGACACAACCGACAAGUUAUUUUGACAUUGUCGGGUCAAAAAGUUACCAAGAACAAGUAGCAAAUGCUUGUGGUAUAUAUCCCGAUAAACGUAUCUUACGCUACGGCCCCGCCCCACCACCUACUGCUAAAGUCGAUAUCACCAAAAAUACACAACCCACCCUCAAUACUAGCACUUCAUCUUCAGUAAAGAGACAUAUCAUUACUUCUCCAGAAAAGAUUCUAGACGCGCCCUACAUGGCCGAUGACUAUUACCUCAAUGUUCUCGAUUGGUCUUGUCACAACGUAGUUGCCGUUGGCCUUGGCAAGUCCGUCUAUCUUUGGAGUGCUGAUAAUGGCACGAUCCAAGCUCUUAAUUACGAUUAUGAUGACCCCGUCGCUUCACUAUCCUAUUCUGCAGACGGCACCUACCUUGCAGUAGGCACAACCAAAGGAGAUACCCAAAUUUGGGAUGUGCAAGCCAACAAAAAGCUGCGUUCAAUGAAAGGUCAAGACUGCCGAGUGGGCGUUCUUUCUUGGGACAAGCAUAUCAUCUCAUCUGGAGCUCGUGAUGGCAGUAUCUUUAGUCAUGACGUCCGACUGGCAAAACACGUUGUCAGAGAACUUUAUGGUCACGCUGAUGAAGUUUGCGGUCUCAAAUGGCGAUGGGAUGGUGAAUUGCUUGCCAGUGGUGGUAAUGACAACACUGUGAACAUCUGGGAUGCCAGAACAACGACACCAAAAUACACUAAACGUACCCAUGUCAGCGCUGUCAAGGCUCUAGCCUGGUGUCCAUGGAACCGAAGUAUCCUAGCUACGGGUGGUGGUCGUGAUGAUAAAAAGAUUCACUUUUGGAAUACAACCACAUGCGCCCGCCUAAACACGAUUCAUGCUGGCUCUCAAGUCACUUCACUUCACUGGUCCCAGCAUUAUAAAGAAAUUGUGUCUACACAUGGAUUGCCACAUAAUCAAGUGACAGUUUGGGGAUACCCAACUCUUAACAAGAUUAUAGAUAUUCCCGCACACGAAACUAGAAUUUUACACUCUGCCUUGAGUCCUGAUGGACAAGUUCUUGCAACAGCAGCGGCAGAUGAAAACUUGAAGUUCUGGAGAAUCUUUGAAUCAAAUGGAAAGGCACCACUUGCGUCAGAAAGUGCACGCUUAACAGAAAAGAAGGAGAUACAACUAAGAAGAAGCAAGAGUAUUCGCUAA
Messenger RNA from Rhizopus microsporus ATCC 52813, 1197 nucleotides. Its product is annotated as WD40 repeat-like protein. Gene Ontology annotation, cellular component: anaphase-promoting complex. Gene Ontology annotation, biological process: positive regulation of ubiquitin protein ligase activity; positive regulation of anaphase-promoting complex-dependent catabolic process; anaphase-promoting complex-dependent catabolic process. The record is from RefSeq and is a predicted model, not a curated record. The transcript has 2 exons. The coding region runs from base 1 to 1197 and encodes 398 amino acids. NCBI's taxonomy places the organism in Eukaryota, Fungi, Mucoromycota, Mucoromycetes, Mucorales, Rhizopodaceae. Gene Ontology annotation, molecular function: ubiquitin ligase activator activity; protein binding; anaphase-promoting complex binding.